GCGCAAGAUUCCGGCCCACCGCCAACCACCCCGUCAUCCCCGCUGGCACCGCCACCAACCGGACCCGAGGCCGCCGCACCACACCGCCGUGUCGCGCGCCGCCUCCCCCCCCUCCCCCCCUCCUUAAACUAGGCGUCUCACACGCCGCGCCGCACUACACCGACCACCACUCGCUCCAUCGCUAGCAGCUGCGUGCUGCCACUCUCGCUCGCUCGCGCACCGGCACCAAGGCCGCACAAUGCAGGGCCUCCUGGCGGUCGCCCUCGCCGUCGCCUGCGCGGCGGCGGCCUCCGCGCCUUCCUCCUACGCGCAAGGCGCCGGGACGGCCGCGGGCUCCGGCGCCGGCGUGCCGUCGUGCGCGGCGAAGCUGGUGCCGUGCGCGGCGUACCUCAACUCCACGUCCGCGCCGCCGCCGGCCUGCUGCGCCCCGCUCAAGGAGGCCGCGGCCAACGAGACGGCCUGCGUGUGCGCCAUGCUCCUCAACAAGGCCGCGCGGCAGGCGUUCGGCGUCGCGCCCGAGCAGGGGCUGGGCCUCGCCAAGCGCUGUGGCGUCACCACCGACGCCUCCGUCUGCACCAAGUCCGCCACCACCGCCGCCGCCGGUGCAGCAGGUACAGCCACUGGCAGCGGCACUGCUGCUUCUUCAGCUUCCACCGGCGGUUCUGCUUCUACAGUGACCAAACCAACAGCCAAUGGAGGCAUGACGCUUCGCCUGAGCUUGACCGGCGCGUCGGCCCUGGUAGGCUUCAGUUUCAUCUGGUGCGCCAUCAUGGCCUGGUAGGAGAUCGAGCUGCUUGAAAUUUGGUCGGAGCAGUAUUUGAGUAUCUUGCCUGGUACUGGCAUUCUUUGGUGGAUCUGGACAUGCGUAAUGUUGUACUGCAUGUGCCUAUCAUCACAUCUGGUUAGUAUUUCGUUUUGCAUACCGUGCGAUACCAUCGAGUUCUGUGCAAACCAAAAGUAUUGAGGAGAAUGCAAACUGCGAAAAAUAUGUUUCAAAUUUUCGUUCUUUGAAGAGGAACUACGGCAGGCAAGAAGCCAGCUUGAACAAUUAUAUUAUA
Messenger RNA from Panicum virgatum (switchgrass), 1058 nucleotides. Its product is annotated as non-specific lipid transfer protein GPI-anchored 9-like. The record is from RefSeq and is a predicted model, not a curated record. Bases 239 to 781 code for a protein of 180 amino acids. The transcript is spliced from 3 exons. NCBI's taxonomy places the organism in Eukaryota, Viridiplantae, Streptophyta, Magnoliopsida, Poales, Poaceae.